GCCCUUGUCGCCGGAGGUUGGCUUAAGUUUUGCUCUCUAAAUAAUGUUAAGUUUAAUGAAAAAAGUUUCCAUAAAAAGUGACCUUCCAGUGUUCAAUGCAAAAAUAUUUGAAAAUAAUAAUCCUCAGUGACGGUUCUACCAGUGCAAGUGGAUAUUUGAGCAAAAAACGACGAUAAUCAAUUCAUUGUUGUGAUCACUUCUAUUUACUUGCAGACAGUUUUUGGCAGUGGAACUCAAUAGUGCAAACAUUUAAAAAUGAAACCUAGAUGUGAUCACAGACAUAAAAUAUUGGCAAUUGAUCAAUAAAAUGCAGCGCUUUAUUUGCAAUGAUUCAUCCAGUAAAUUUACAAUAAAAAACUUUAAUCAUAUCUCAAACAAUACUAUCUCCUUGUGUGUGCUUCAAUAUUGAUGGCACUUCGUCGUUAUUCAGGUGAAGAAAUAAGAGGAACCUCAUAACUCGAGAACGCAAAUUAAAAAGAAUGAUAUGUUGAAAAUAAUUAUAAUAAUAAAGCUAGAAAUUUGAUUAACAAUUGAUUAUCAAGCUAAGAAAGGGGAUGUUACGUGAAUUAAAAAUUGAUCUCCCUGCUCCUACGAUUAUCGACCAAAUAUUGUAAUGAACAAGCAUAGAAAAAAGACCAUUAAAUGGAAAUAUUAGUGAAAUACUAACUACUUGAAGAGAAUUCAAGGUAUCUUUUAAUAAAAUUUUUGAACACUUAUAAAGUGAACAAAUAAUGGAAAGUAGGAGGAAAUCUGAGAUAAAAAAUUGAAUUGGAAUAUGAAAGUUUCAAAUAAGACUGAAAAGAAGUAAAAGACAUCACCCAUUUCGAGGUGGAAGAGAGGAAAAAUGAAAAAGAGGUUAUUGCUAGGAUUCAUCUGUGCAGUUAUCUUAUUUAUUUUAGUAAUAUCUAAAGAUGAUAAUUUUGCACAAAUUGUUGUUCCCUUUCUGGGCCCUUUUAGCGAACGCGAUAUAACUUGUUAUAAUGAAGCCUCUGAUAUUAAUGGACUUCAGGAAUUUGAGGCUUCAAAAGAAAAGGAAAAACCAAAAUUUGGACGGAAUAUUUUCUUUCAUGAAACUUCAUGUUUUGGGGAGGAAGGAUUUCUUUUGAAUGCAAGGCAAGCAUGUGCAGUGGAAUCAGCAGCAAAAAUGAAUCCGAAAAUGACUGUCUAUAUUUUAUUUUUGAGUCCUUCGAAAAUUUCUGAUUCCUCUAAAAAAGUGAUUCAAGAGCUUUUGAGUUAUGAAAAUAUCAAAAUUAGACGAAUUUAUAUAAAUAAUUAUGUAAGACACACACCUUUGGAAGAGUGGUAUGCUAGUGGAAUUUUGAGGACGAGCAGAUGGCCUAGAAGUCACAUGUCUGAUAUUUUGAGAUAUCUCACAUUGUGGAAAUAUGGAGGCAUUUAUUUGGACCUGGAUGUCGUCGUCAUCAAAUCAUUAGAGGGUUUAAAUAAUUUUGCUGGCGCAGAAGACUGGGAAGACGUUGCUGCAGGUGUAAUGGGAUUUGGAAUGGGAAAUUUAGGAAGAAGAGUUGCUGAAGCUUGUCUUCGAGAUUUGAAAAGAAAUUUUCGAGGCAAUGUUUGGGGCAAUAAUGGACCAGGAGUGAUAACUCGAACUUUGCAAAAACUCUGUGUUACAGAAUAUGCUCGUGAUAUGACCUCGGCACGUUGCAGUGGAUUCAAGGUUUUUGCUCCCUCUGCUUUUUAUCCAAUCCAUUACAAAAAUUGGACGAAAUACUUCGAUUUAGAGGCAAAAAACGAGACAAUGAAACUAUUUGAAAACUCGAAGGCCAUUCACGUUUGGAACAAACUAAGCAAAUGGGAACCAAUUCAUGUCGGCAGUCAAGUACCUUAUGCAAUAAUUGCACAGAAAUAUUGCCCGAAAGUCUACAACAAUUGCGGUGAAAUUUUCUAAAAAUAUAAUGAUAAGAUCGCCUAUUUUCUACCUUAUUCUUUCACGGUGGUAGUUAGAAAUAAAUUGAUCUUAUCUCACAUUGAGAACAUUUUUAUAUCGAAAAUUUGUAAAAAUAAACAUUAAAGUAGAAACAACAAAAAGAGCCAAAGGUUAAGAAUUUUUAGCUUUAGGAAUGUUUAGUUAAGUGUUGCUUAAAGUCUCUAUUUUAAAUUUGCUUUUUAAUGUAAAGCAAAAUUGAAUCAGUAUUAGAUAUUCGUUGUGAUUAUUGCAAAAAAUCACAGCUUUAUCUUGUUAUUGGAUUUGUUAAGUAUUUAGGUAUAUUAUCAAUGUAAUUAUUUUCUAUGGUCAUUUAAAUUAAAAAUACAAUUCAAGAAAAAAAUUCGAGCACAAAAAGUGGUCCAUCAGUCUGUAUGUGAUUUAUAAUUUAUAUGGAAAACUUAUAUCGCCUUGAUGAUUGUUAUAAACUAUUCGAAUAUCCUUAUUGAAAUAAAACUUUCUUUUUAUAUUAUAAA
Belonocnema kinseyi is the source of this 2418-nucleotide messenger RNA. Its product is annotated as lactosylceramide 4-alpha-galactosyltransferase-like. Lineage: Eukaryota; Metazoa; Arthropoda; Insecta; Hymenoptera; Cynipidae. Bases 845 to 1906 code for a protein of 353 amino acids. The transcript is spliced from 5 exons. The record is from RefSeq and is a predicted model, not a curated record. Gene Ontology annotation, biological process: glycosphingolipid biosynthetic process. Gene Ontology annotation, molecular function: alpha-1,4-N-acetylgalactosaminyltransferase activity.